Messenger RNA from Phaethon lepturus (White-tailed tropicbird), 2898 nucleotides. Its product is annotated as discoidin domain-containing receptor 2-like. The transcript has 10 exons. Lineage: Eukaryota; Metazoa; Chordata; Aves; Phaethontiformes; Phaethontidae. Gene Ontology annotation, molecular function: ATP binding; collagen binding; protein tyrosine kinase collagen receptor activity. The record is from RefSeq and is a predicted model, not a curated record. Bases 31 to 1800 code for a protein of 589 amino acids. Gene Ontology annotation, biological process: cell surface receptor protein tyrosine kinase signaling pathway; multicellular organism development; positive regulation of kinase activity. Gene Ontology annotation, cellular component: signaling receptor complex; membrane.
UUCUCUUCUUCGUAGGUGCAUUGUAACAACAUGUUUUCCAAGGGGGUGAAAAUCUUCCAGAAGGUGGAGUGUCUGUUCAAACCACGCUUGAUUGCAGACUGGGAGUCUGAACCUGUUGGAGUGGCAACUGUCUUAGAUGACAAAAACCCCAGCGCUAGGUUUGUGACUGUCCCCCUCAAUCAGCGCGUAGGUAAAGCCAUACUUUGCCGCUUCUACUUCGCUGAUACCUGGAUGAUGAUGAGUGAGAUUUCCUUCCAGUCAGACAUGGAGAGCGUGAAUCCUAAUUUUGUUACGGUAGCCACAAGCACAACGGAUCUCCUGGAAACAGAGUGCAAUGUUACUGAGGGGACCUGGGAAACCACAUCUUCUGUAACCAGCACCUGGAUAGGAGAGAAAGCAGAUGACUCCAAUACCUCCAUCCUUGUGGGCUGCCUUGUGGCUAUUAUUCUUCUGCUCCUGAUGAUUAUAAUCAUUAUUCUUUGGAAGCAAUAUGUUCAAAAAAGGUUGGAAAAGGCCCCACGUCGAAUCCUGGAGGAGGAUGCCACAGUUCGCCUCUCCUUCUACAGCUACACCAUUGCCAACAACCAGACCCAGAUUCACCAGUCAAAUCCCACCUAUGAACGUGCUUUCCCGCUGGAUUUGGAGUAUCACCAGCCAGCUACACUGCUUCAAAAGCUUCCGGAGCUCUCCCAGAGUGCAGAGGAUUCAGUGUGCAGCGGGGACUAUGCUGAGCCUGACCUGACCAAGUCCACUCCUCACCAAGGCUUUCAGAACAAUGUUCCUCACUACGCUGAAACAGAUAUCGUCCACCUGCAAGGUGUGACCGGCAACAACAUGUAUGCAGUCCCAGCCCUCACUGUGGAUUCACUUACCAAGAAGGACAUCUCGGUGGGUGAAUUCCCACGGCAGCAGCUACGACUGAAGGAGAAGCUGGGAGAAGGACAGUUUGGAGAGGUGCACCUUUGUGAAGCCGAUGGCCUGCUGGAGUUCCUGGGAGUCUCGCCUACAGAAUUCACUCACCAGCCGGUUCUUGUAGCGGUGAAAAUGCUGAGAUCAGAUGUCAACAAAACAGCCAGAAAUGAUUUCCUGAAGGAGAUCAAGAUCAUGUCACGGCUGAAGAACCCAAAUAUCAUUCGGCUUCUGGGGGUGUGUGUGCGUGAUGACCCACUGUGCAUGAUAACAGAGUACAUGGAAAAUGGAGACCUCAAUCAAUUCCUGUCACAGAGGGAGAUCUACAGCAAAUUUGCCGUUUCAAACAAUAUUCCCUGUGUCAGCUACUCUAACCUGCUGUACAUGGCCACCCAGAUUGCCUCUGGAAUGAAGUAUUUAGCAUCUCUGAAUUUUGUGCACAGAGAUCUGGCAACUCGCAACUGCCUGGUGGGAAACAACUAUACCAUCAAGAUUGCGGACUUUGGCAUGAGCAGGAAUCUGUACAGUGGGGAUUACUACCGUAUCCAGGGAAGAGCUGUACUGCCCAUACGUUGGAUGGCUUGGGAAAGCAUCCUCCUGGGUAAGUUCACUACAGCCAGUGAUGUCUGGGCAUUUGGGGUCACUCUGUGGGAGAUGUUCAUACUGUGUAAAGAGCAACCGUACAGCCUCCUCUCAGAUGAGCAAGUCAUUGAGAACACAGGAGAAUUCUUCCGGAGCCAGGGCAGGCAGAUCUAUCUCUCCCAGACUCCUCUGUGUCCUAACCCUGUGUUUGACCUGAUGCUGAAAUGUUGGAGCAGGGAUAUAAAAGAUCGUCCCACUUUUGACAUGAUUCACCAUUUCCUGCUAGAACAAAUGGAAUCAAACAUUUGACUCGAAAAAAGAGACAAACUGUUGAGAACAGAGUGACUUUGGUGUCUCUUUGCCUGCACCUCAAGGGAAGAUGGUCAGGCCACCUUGCUGUCCUCCCUUGACUGUUCCAUAUUUAAGUUGAGAUGUCCAUGGCAGCUGCUCAUUCUAUUGGCCAUGGUCUGACACACAGGACCAGAGGAUCUCAUUUGGUUGAAAAAUCAUCUCCUCUUCUGAAUAAUUUCCUGGGAAUACUGUGAGAGGGGUUUUUUUAGAUACCCGUACACCUUUGGGCAAAACAAAUGAGUAAAACUUUACAAGGGACUUGGAGCUCUCUCCUGGGUGGAGAAGAAAGCUACCAGUCAGUGAGAGCGCUACCACUCAAGAACAGAUUUCUGGAAGUAAAGACUUCAGUCUUCCAGAAGUAUUCCAUUAAAUCAAAUGGAAGUCUUGUGCACAUUAGCAAGUGUUUCUGUACGCUCUUGCUACAGACAAUAUGUAUAGUGAGUGACUAGAAAUGUGUAGAACUAGGGAAUGGUUUAACGGACUUGAGAACUGACGGAGCUGGAUUUAGCAACCCCUUGGAAGUAAUGCUACCAGGGUCUACGGAGGAUGCUGAUACAAGAGUCCAAGAUCAUGUUCUUUUUCCUGUGGUUGUUAAGCACUGCUUUUGUUAUAUAUGUGCGUUUCCCCACACUGGAUUUUUUUCUAGAAAAAAAAAAAAUUUGAAAAUGAAUGUUAAAGGUCAUAGGAAGGUCACUGCGGUAGAAGAUCUUCUUUUGACCCACAAAUUAAGGCUAGGGUAGGGAGUUUGUAUUGAAAAGUAGCUGAUACUGUACUACUGUCACUAUGUAGAUUUAUUAACCUAAUGAACUUGUAGCCACAAUGGACUGAUGUGCAAUUAAUCCUGUAUAAGUACCCAUUAAUAUGAGAUCUCUAAGUCAAUGCUGUUACAUGUGCAGAGGGAACUUAGAUUUGGUGAAACCGAAUGGCUGAGAGCAGAACCCUCUAUGUCACUUGUUGUAACUCACGCGAGAGGAAGAGGAGCGGAGCACGGGUCGUCCCCCGGCACACGCCUGCGUGCACGCACUCAGAUACGUAUGUCUAGCAUCAGUGGUUCCU